GCAUUCCUGGGUAGUACAAGAGACGAAAAUUUGGAAGCACCGGAUUUCUUCUCGAAAUUGACUUUACUCAGGAAUAAAACAUUUAAAACAUGGGGUAAGCCUCUGCAGUUACCAUAUGCUAACGAGGGAAAAUUUUCCUCAAUAUGGUCAAAGAUCUCGUAAGCGACCAUCUAGGCUUGAAAUUUUGGGUGGUCGCUUACGGGAGAUUCGACUGUAACUCUUUAUGACGAGGAAGCAGAAGGAAACUUAAUUGAGAAAACUUUUUGCACAUGUAAAUUUGUACAUUUUCAGUUGUGCAUGUAGAUUAAACAAAAUAAUUAAAAUGUUACGAAGCCCUCUAUUCGAUGUCAGUCUGCAUUUGUUCUUAUCCUAUAGGUCUGGUGUUGGUGGCUUUGGCAGGACAAGUAACAUUUGCUCAGAACUGUUCAACCGGGAGCGAUUCAUGGCUGGUUAAUGCAUCAACAUCUUACAACACGACUAUAACAAGCCCCGAGUAUCCCAUGGGUUAUUCUGACAACAUGGAAUGUACAUGGCAGGUUGAAAUUGAAAACAAACUUUCAGGCUAUGUACUGAAGGUGCUUUUCAAUGACUUUGAGUUGCAACAAGAUCAAGCCCUUUCAUUGACUCGCUGUCCAUUUGAUAACUUAACUUUUUAUGAUGGAAAAUCGGAGUCGUCUCUCUUUCUUGGAUCAUUCUGUGGUACAGUUCAUCCUGAAGUUAUUUAUUCCACUGGAAUUAACAUGUUCAUCAAGUUGCACACAGACAGCGAGAUGACUUUCAGAGGGUUCAGCAUCAGUGUUUCAGCGGUUAGAGAAGGUACUGAGUAAUCACAUGUACAUUAAAACUAUAUUCUUGUUCAGUAUUUUUUUAAUUAACGCUUCUGGUGUAGUAGAAUGUCAGUACAAAAACCCCCUCCGUUGUCAUUCUGUUUGAUUUUGGGUAGGAACGGCUCCACGACAAAUAAAAUUAAAUGUAUACCGAGCCGAACGCAUUGUUGGAAUAUCAGUCCGAAGUCUUAAUGGUAUGUACCGAAGUGCGCUAGGGGGCGGCGUGGCCAAGUGGUUAAGGCUCUGGAUUUUUAAUCCGGAGGUCCAUGGUUUAAAUCGUCUUCCCUGUUACUGGAUAAAUUAAUUUGUGCACGGUGGCCUCGAAUUCAACUUCCCCACGUCUUGUAAAUAUCCGUCUAGUUGGGAUUUGAACAAGUUUUCAGUUCUACUUUACGAUAUUUGUUCCUUGAUUUAUUGUAUUGUCUCCAUUUAACAUAGCAGUGCUAAAUGCCUUGACAUUUUGAAGAGAUUUUAAUCUUUAAAAAGACCAAAGGCCCAUAUUCUCCCACUGAAUGGGUAUGGUCCCGGGCAAAUUUGGAUAAGGAAAGAAUCACUGCGCAAAAUGAUCAGCAGCCGGCAACGUAUGCCGGCCGGUCUGAGAAUUUUUGACAGAUUUAAGGAAUCAAAGAAAUCCAGCCAAUUCAGACUAUCUUAGGUCGAUAAAGA
Molecule: messenger RNA, 1493 nt
Organism: Orbicella faveolata
Lineage: Eukaryota; Metazoa; Cnidaria; Anthozoa; Scleractinia; Merulinidae
Product: dorsal-ventral patterning tolloid-like protein 1
Source: RefSeq, a predicted model, not a curated record